Messenger RNA from Colletotrichum karsti, 1545 nucleotides. Its product is annotated as ubiquitin carboxyl-terminal hydrolase. Gene Ontology annotation, cellular component: cytosol; nucleus. The transcript is spliced from 7 exons. The coding region runs from base 1 to 1545 and encodes 514 amino acids. Gene Ontology annotation, molecular function: cysteine-type endopeptidase activity; zinc ion binding; cysteine-type deubiquitinase activity. Lineage: Eukaryota; Fungi; Ascomycota; Sordariomycetes; Glomerellales; Glomerellaceae. The record is from RefSeq and is a predicted model, not a curated record.
AUGUCGGCAAGGCCAACAACACCAAUGUCGCCCAAGACCGCCAAGGUCAAGUCACCAGUUGCUGGCACACCUGUUUUUGGCUGCGAGCAUGUCCAGAGGCUGUUGUCACAGUCCCAGGACAUUAUGAACUCCUCAGUCUUCCACUAUAAGAUGAUUUUGAAGAACAUCUUUGAGGGUACACCAAUUGUCCCCCAGACCUCUAAGAACUCUGAUGGACUUGUUGUGACUUCCCUCACAUCCAACUAUCUCUGUCUUCAAUGCUCAACCAUUGUAAAUGAGGACGACCGCCUGAAGCAUGGCACAAAGAAACAGCACCGCUUCUACGUGGACUCUCGGAGUGGUGCCCUUUACUGCCAGAUCUGUGACGAUUUGGUGUGGGAUCCUACACUCGAGGAGUUGCGUGUACGAAAGAUGGGCAAUGGAACCUUCUCAAACCGCAAGAGGAAGCAUGACGAGAUGUUCUCAGACAGCAUUAAGGACAACCCUCUGUACAUUUCUACCAACACAGCCCCGGCGUCUUGCAAAGCCAACGGCUUGCGCGGGAUCUACAACGCUGGAGCAACCUGUUACCAGAAUGUCGUGUUGCAGAGCCUCCUGCAUAACCCCUUGCUGCGCAACUUCUAUCUCAGCGAUGGUCACCAGAGCAACGACUGCAAUGUGUCAAAUUGCCUGAGCUGCGCCAUGGAUGACAUGUUCCAGGAUUUCUACGCUGUUGAGAAUACUAAUGGAUUCACGGCGGCUAGCAUUCUCUCGGGAUUCUGGAUUUCGGAAAAGAAGGCCUUUGAGAAUCUUGUCACCACCAAAGAGCAAGAUGCGCACGAGUUUUUCCAGUUCCUUGCAGAGGAGCUCCACGAGCGUAACGGGGAUGGUAAGAAGCCGGAGACGGGUAGCGAGCACACGUGCAACUGCAUCAUCCACCAAACGUUUUACGGCAAGCUCCAGAGUUCAACAACGUGUCAAAAUUGCGGCGGGGUCACAAACGCCGUGCAAUCAUUCCUCGACCUCAGUCUCGGCUUGGAGAACCUGGGCCAGAAGAGGAAAAAGGGAGGGCAGAAGGCACCGAGCCUGACUCUCCAAGAGUGCCUGGACGAAGAAUAUGUCAAAUAUGACAAGUGCGAGUAUCGCUGCCACAACUGCAACGGAAUGCAGCAAGCACGAAGAAAUACCAGUAUCAAGCGUCUGCCUAACGUGCUUGCUAUACAGUUAAAGCGCUUCGAAUACAAGCAGGGGCGCCAUGACAGGGCGCCGUCAAAGAUCGAUACCGUAGUCAACUUCCCACUGCAACUUAACAUGUUGCCGUACACGAGCAGAGGCCGGGGAACAGAAGUGAAGGACUCCUUUGAGCUCGGCAGAUCUUGCACCUACGAUCUCCUCAGCGUUGUCGUCCACGUCGGCGAGAUCGAUACCGGUCACUACGUGUCCUACUGCCGGGUAGGCGACCAGUGGUUCAAGUUCAAUGAUCACAAGGUCGAGAUGGCAUCCAAGUCAGAUGUCCUCAGCGCCCAACCUUACCUCCUCUUCUACAUAAUCCGCUCCCUCUCCUAA